CAACAUUAAUUGGAUUCUUCGUCAUGCAGAGCAGAUCCUAGGACGCAAGGACUCCAUCGAAAACGGGACGUGCGCCACCGUUUUCCCACUAUUCAAUGCUGCUCGCGAGGACAUGUCGACCUCUGAUCUCUUGGACUCCUUCAACACUGCGCCUCCCCUUACACGCGACCACGUACUCCUGGAUCCCUCCGAAUCGACUCUACUCACCACAAUGCUCGUGCACAACAUUCUCCGCAUCAUCACAUCGCACGGCGGGGCUAGCUUUGCUCGGUUUGCGCCCAAUGUCGAGCGUUCAUUACCGCGUUCCACAGAAUGCAUUCCACUUCACAAGACGGAGGUGUACCCUCUCCGGGCGAUGAACAUCGAGGAGGCCAGCAUUAAGGGCAAUGCGGAGGUCCCGGAGACCAUGUUUGGUGAGCUUGGCCAUGACCUCGACUCCACGACCUUCACGGACACCGUCAAGAUCGUCUUCGGUGAUCAGCUUUCUGUUGCACGAAUUCGCGCCGUAAUCAACAACCGUGCGGGGCACGAUUCCCUUUCGAAAUCACUCCUUUAUGCCGCUUUUGCCCCAGGAUUAUUCCACUACCAGAUGGCUGCGACAUACGGUGUCCUCGAGACGCACUGGGGCAAUCCGAGCCUCGGACAUCACGAUCCGGCGUGUCUUUCGUGGCACAACACAGUUCUGGAUCGCAAGCCCUUUGUCUUGACCAACAAGCCACCGUAUCGCGUUGCGCGUGAUCUCAUAUUUCACUCGUUGUAUGCCCGGCUGAUACACUGCCUCGAGCUCGUCACAGCAUGCGAUGAUCUGGAAGACUACGCCCAGAAUGUGUCUUUCGACGAACUACAAGAGCAUGUGCACGAGAUCGUUGCUAGGUUUGUGAACCCGAGCUCGGUCUCUAAGCUGCGCAGUGCUCGUUCUCGUGAGACGACCUUGCAUGCUCGCGAGGACCCUCUCCCGGCGCCAGCGCAGGGUGACAUGGUCUUCGAGAAUGCAUGUCUGUUCCUGCGAGAUGCCCUCAUACUGCGAGAGCUCACAGACUCUAUCAAGGCCGGUGAUUCAGGCCGGCUUGUCAUAAUCCUCAAGACAAUGGCUUUGAGCUAUCGAGGGAGCGGACGUACGAAGUAUGCUCAGGAGACCCUCUUCGUUAUCCACAACCUCGCACAUGUCUGGCCGAAACCAUUGCGAGCCAUAAUGAUCAACAACUGGCUCGUGAAUACGACGGGUAAGCCAGAUCAUUGGUAUCCAGUCGACCUACUGCAAGAACACAACAUAUUUUGGACGAAGACCAUUUACAAUGCGCAGGGGAGCGGCGCAUCGUGGGAUUGGUUGGAGAUGAUCUCGCCAUGUAUCAACAUACUUCGCCGCCUCGUGACAUCCGUGAAUGAUACCCUGGGUUCAAGACAAGGUACCAAGCAUGCGGCACCGGAUAUCAAACGCGACAUGGAAGAGUUACGACGGUCACUUGCGGGUGCCAAUGUAUACAAGAUCGAGAAGGGACGAGUCAUUGAUGGUACGAAAGCCGUGGUUCCGAACGUCAUCAGUGUUGGGCUCUUGCACCUAGCAGGAUCUCUCGGCGAGUACAACAAGAUGUUCACACGUCUCAAGAAACGCCGCGUGCGAACGUCACCACUCAUCGGGGGCGCGAUUGUCGGCGGGUCAACAUCGCGCGCAGUCGCAUCGCCGCGACCUUCGAGUGACAGCUCAUUGACGGAUGUCCCGUCAAAUGGUGGUGGCUAUAUAGAGCCUAGUGUGGAAGCCUCGGAGCUGCAGGAAGGCUCGGAUGAUGAAGAGCAAGACGAGGGAGACGAGGAGAUCGAGAGCUGGCUGGAACCUGAGCAGUUAUUCUCAUUGGAUGACGAGGGCGACGUAGAGCUUUAUGUCGACUAAUAUAGGUUCGAGAUGGUCUUUAAAACUUGACGGCCUGAGCUAGCAUGUAAUGCGAC
Molecule: messenger RNA, 1944 nt
Organism: Fomitopsis serialis
Lineage: Eukaryota; Fungi; Basidiomycota; Agaricomycetes; Polyporales; Fomitopsidaceae
Exons: 3
Coding region: 113-1888 (591 amino acids)
Source: RefSeq, a predicted model, not a curated record